GGCGGGUUCAAUGUCGGAAAGUAUCUGCGUCUUCCUGACUUCGCUCUGUUUAGAAUAAACCUCAACCAUUACCCAUGAGGCACUCAUGAAGCUUGCGUGACUGCCAGUACACAGGAGGGUGACGUGGAGUGAUUGGCAUUUGUGAACGAAUGUAAUGAAGCCCAUUUUGUCAACUGAACACACCGUGCAAAUGAAGAACAAGUGUAUUGAUGAGUGCGGAAGUCUUGAUGUGUUGGGCGGUCCAUAUGUUUAUAUGGCACGUCAUUAGCAAAAAUGGCUGAAAAGCAGGACCCGACCCUGGAGGAUGCAUUCCAGAUACUAUCCAAGGCACCGAAAGAGAGACUUUUGAGUCUGUCCUUCAGGGAUGUGCAGUCUUGUGCCGACAAACUUAUCCAUUCCAUGAUUCUUAUGAAACUCGGCCGAACUGUGGAAGCUCGGGUUGAACUCGAGAAACUUGAUAACCAGACGGCCAGGUAUAUUACCAAAAGACUGGUCUGCGAAAGCCCGCCGAUUGCCGAAGAUGCCAGAAUAGCGUCGUCUCAACGUGACCCGGACUUCCUAGUGGAUGUGGCCCGGAUCUUUAAGGUUCUGGUUGCUGAAAACCUGUGUGAGGCCUGCUUGCGGGAUGACGCUUAUGUGGCCGCUGUGAAAGCGUAUGAACGCAGGCCUGGGAAGAGUCUGUCAAGUGUGGAGGAGCUGAUCAUGGAGAGCAGAAGAGAGUGUGGACCACAUUUGAAUUUUUUGGGGAUAGGGGAGAGUGAAGGAGGGUUAACCUCCCAAAUAAACAGUCUUUCCCCAUCUCCAAGUCCAGCCCUGCUUUGUCCUUGGAGAUCCUGCGAUAAUAGCUCUUUUUCUGGUAUUAGUCAUCUGGAAAUCAGCCAGUCUCCCACGGUGUGCUUUGCAUCCAAAAGAUCUGGGAAUGAGAAUUUCAAUUCCGGUGUCUCCUCUAAGAGUGAAGUAACAAAUGCUGCUGGUUCUCCUUCAAACUGUAUGUCUAACAGCCAUGGUGAGUCACUGAUAUGCAGCACUCGGUUAUCGGGUCUGUCCUCGCAGACAUUUCAGUCUCAGAAGGUGGCAUCUCACUCUGUUGCUGUCCCUUCCGGAGUGGUUCUUCAAAGCAGGAACAGCCCCCCUGUUGAUUCAAAGUACGUGAUUGCUAAAGGAAACAGUCAGCCGUGGAUGAAAAACGGCAUCCCUGUGCAUCGCCCGCCUGUGCCAACCCCAUCUGAAAGCGACGAAAGCUUAGGUGCCCUCAAAAACGGCAAAGAGUCAGCCACCAAAAGCGCACCUGAAGCCAUUUUGACCCCAGGACCUCCAGACCUGCCAUCUGAUGCCCAAGGAGACGAAGUCCUGGAUGCAGAGUUUUUUUCCUUUGUUUUACUGCACGCCCCAGAGGAUGCUGAACAGGCAGAGGAAGUUCAGGAGACCCUGGAGCGACUGGGAGCAGGAAAGGGGGCCACUUUCAGCCAGGACUUUGAACAGCCGGGGAAGUGCCGUUUGAGUUGCCUUCAGGAUGCCAUCAACAACUCGGCCUUCACCGUCAUCCUCCUAACAAGAAAUUUUAACUCGCGCUGGGCCGCCUACAAGACCAACUCGGUGCUGACAGAGUCCAUUGAGAACCGCCACAAGUACAACACUGUUAUCCCCUUCAUGCCCAAAAAAAGAUGCGCCUCUCGUGAUGACAUCCCUUACGCGCUUCGCUGCAUAAAUGCGCUUGAUGAGAAGAAACCAGGGUUUGAGAAGAAGGUGAAGAAGACGUUUGAUAAGAAUACAAUCGAAAAGCAAAGGAGCCUCUGGCUACAAGAGCAAAGAAUUUCUCAAAAAAAUCAGAAAGAAGCUUUGAUGAAAGACUCGAACCGAAACUUGCAGAGCUUGUGUGAAGCCGACCUCCGCCUUGCUGCUGAGACAAAGCGGACGCACGAUCUAUUAAAUUCUUGGCAACAACAAAUGUAUCUUCAGUUCCAGCGGCCCCCUUUUCCUCCCUCGGCGCACUGUCCACUACCCCCUGGUAUGCUGAACCCUUUUCUCAAUAAUGGCCAACCUUAUUUCAUCUCACCAGCCCCCUGUUUCACUGACCCAGCAGCUACACACACCCCAGGGGACAAUCCAGAACUCGGGAGGCUGCACCCAUCCUGCCAGCCGCCGAAUAUCAUCCAGAUUCACCAUGCCCAGAACAUUCAGAUCGGGGAUCAUGCUCGGAUGAGCGUCAGUGUGGCUACUGAGAACUUGGAAGACGAUGAAAACGAGGAAGAAGUAGAGGACACUUGAACGGUCUGAAGACAUGGAGACCUUUUAUUGAAACGACUGUUGUUAAUUUUCCGUUAACGGGUUGGUGGGAGCGGUGAUGUGGUUUAUAGGGUCGUUAGCGUUGUGUAUACAGAGUACGGUGAAAUUCUUACUUGCAUGUGUUAAUUAACAUGCAGUACGUUGGCACCUUGAUUAUAGGAUCCAUAUUGUCCUGGAGCGACAUUCUUAGUUGCAUGUGCUAAUCCAGUAUUUGCCAACCACGAGGUUGAGGGUGGGUUGUGAGUUUAUAUUGGUAGUGGGUCGCGCAUUGGUGUUGUGCUUGAACCUUUCCUGCCCACCCUGCUUUGAUGGUGGUGCUUGACCUUCCAAGGACUGAGCUCGACCCAGCUUCCGAUGCUGCCAAUGAUUGGGCUCGAUUCACCCAGGGGACACAGGUGCGUCUUGUAGAUGCUUGUAUGGGAAAACAGGAACGUGGGUCAUGACCCCAAAAACCAUUACGAAAUACCGUACCAGUCCGUGCUCUCCAACACCAUGAUUAGUGAAUACAGUGCCCUGCAAAAGUGUUUGUCCUGUUUUGUCUCAGUACAAUCUGGAAUUCAAAUGGAUUUUUGGGGGUUCGCACCAUUUUUGAUUGGCACAACAUGCCUACCAGUUUGAAGGGGCAAAGUAUUUUUGAUUGUUACACAAAUAAGACAAAAAAAAUCAGAACUCUGGAGUGUGCAUAAGUAUUCACCCCCUAAAGUCAAUACUUUGUAGUGCCCAGCCCCCCAGCUGCCAGUCUCUCUUGUUGAAUGUCUCUAUUAGCUUAGCACACCUGGGAGUUUCGCCCACUCCUCAAGGCCUAACUGCUUCAAGUUUUGAUGGGUCGCAUUUGAUGCGAUCGCCUCUCCAUUGGAUUGAGGUCUGGGCUUUGAAGAGGCCUUUACAAAACAUUUCAGUGUUUCCCUUUAAGCCACUCCAGUGUCGCUUUAGCAGUCUGUAGAGCAGGGGUGUCAAACUCCGGUCCUGGGGGGGGGCCGCGGUGGCUGCAGGUUUUCAUUCUAAUCAUCUUCUUCAUUAGUGACCAGUUUUUGCUGCUAAUUGUCUUCUUUUGUUUUAGUUUAACGUGACUCAGACCCCUUUGGCUGCUACUUAAGGAAAUAGAUGACUAAACAAUACUGAGACACAAAACGAGCCGCACACAUGACCAGUUCACCUGUGCCCAUCACACAAUAUCUGAAAGUAACAAAAGGUGAAGGUCUCAGUAAGGUUGAUCUCUCGGGUCACCAAAACAUUGUGAUGGUGUUCUUAGAAAAAGCAGAAAAAUCAACAGUUUUGGAAAUGUCUGCUGUGGCAGAAUGAAAGCAGAAACAAGCCACGGAAUUAAAUAACGGGUUUAAUUAACAAGAAUGGGCUUCUCAUUAAGAGAUUGGUUGGAAUGAAUUGGUCUGGAGUUUGAAAUCCCAGUUUAGCUGGUCAUGUGUUGGCUCGUUUCACAUCUCAUUUCUGUUUGGCUGCCAUUUUAAGAAGAAAAUCGAUUCAGAGGACUGAAUCCUGAAAAACGGGGCUAUUAAAAUCAAAGGAAAAUGAGUUAAUUAGCAGUGAAAACUGAUCACUGGUUAUGAAAAGGAUUAGAAUGAAAACCUGCAGCCACUGUGGCCCUCCAAGCCCGGAGUUCAACACCCCUGCUGUAAAGGGUCAUUCAUUGUCCUGUUGGAAGGUGCAACUUUGUCUCCAUCUCAAAUCUCCGGCAAACUCAAACCGGUUUUCUUGAAAAAUUACCCCGCGUUUAGUGCCAUCCAUCUUUCUGUUGGUCCUGACCAGUUUUCCUGUCCCCACAGUGUAAUGCUGCCACCACCCUGCUUCAUGGUGUUCUCAGGAUGGUGGGACGUGUUGGGUUUGUGCCAUACUUGAUGUUUCUCAUGAUGGCCAAAAAGUUCAAUCUGACCAGAGAACCUUCUUCCAGGUGUUUGUGGAGUCUGCCACAUGCUGUUGGGCAAACUCCAAAUAUUUUUUUUUUUUUUAUUUAAGCAAUGGCUUUUUUCUCUGGCAGCUCUUCCAUAAAGCCCUGCUCUGUGGAGUGUGUGCCCUAAAGGGGUCCUGUGGACAAAUACUCUCAUCUCCGCUGUGAAUGUUUGUCGCUCCUUCAGUGUUCUCCUUGGCGUCUCUGAUGAAUGCCCUACUUGGCCGGUCUGUGACCGGUGGUGGGUGGCCUUCUCUUGUCAGGUUUGGAGUGGUGCCAUAUUCUUUCCUUUUUGUUCUCCUGGUUUUAAUGGCAUAUUCAAAGUUUGGGGUAUUUGUUUGUAACCCAACCCUGAUCUCUACUUCUCCACAACUUUGUCUGUGACCUGUCUGAGUGCUCCUUGGUCUUUUAAUGGUGUUGCAGAGUUAGCGGCCUUUCAGAGCAGGACAUCAUGUGACAGAUCAGGUGGACCCUCAUCAACUAAUCAUGUGACUUCCGAAGGGAAUUGGUUGGCCCAGAGCUUAGUGAGGGGUUUCAUAGCAAAGGGGGGUGAAUACUUGUGUGCGCUCACAACUUUUCAUAUUUAUAUUUAUACAAGGUAUUUUAUUUUCAAUCCAUUUCAACAUUUUGGACUGUAUUGUUAAGUCCAUUACAUAAAAUCCAAAUGAAAA
Erpetoichthys calabaricus (reedfish) is the source of this 4860-nucleotide messenger RNA. It is a transcript of the gene ticam1, whose product is annotated as TIR domain containing adaptor molecule 1. Gene Ontology annotation, biological process: positive regulation of myeloid dendritic cell cytokine production; lipopolysaccharide-mediated signaling pathway; positive regulation of natural killer cell activation. Gene Ontology annotation, molecular function: protein kinase binding. Lineage: Eukaryota; Metazoa; Chordata; Cladistia; Polypteriformes; Polypteridae. The record is from RefSeq and is a predicted model, not a curated record. Bases 274 to 2268 code for a protein of 664 amino acids. The transcript is spliced from 3 exons.